Molecule: messenger RNA, 1469 nt
Organism: Carassius gibelio (silver crucian carp)
Lineage: Eukaryota; Metazoa; Chordata; Actinopteri; Cypriniformes; Cyprinidae
Product: transmembrane protein 119-like
Exons: 2
Coding region: 252-977 (241 amino acids)
Biological process (GO): positive regulation of osteoblast proliferation; positive regulation of bone mineralization; positive regulation of osteoblast differentiation
Cellular component (GO): plasma membrane
Source: RefSeq, a predicted model, not a curated record
UGUCCUUGUCCCAUGCUUCCAUCAGGGUUCUAGACGAGAGAAAGAGAAGGACAGAAAAAGGGAGGAGAUGGAGCAAGAGGGGAGGGAGAUGUCCUUGUGCAAGGAUCCUGAUUUUUUUUUUUUUUUUUUUGGGAAAACUCACACAGUCAGAAGCUUCCAUAAGGCUUUCAGGACAACACACAGGCAGCUUCUAUUUCUUUCACAACUGUAGUUGUCUUUUUUAUUUUGCAUACCUGUAGCUUGAAGUGUUGAUGUCAGGGCAUCACAGACAGGAAGUAACACCAGCAGUUUUUAGAAGAAGUAUGUCACUCUCUCUGCGCUUUGUUUUCCUGCUCCUGACUGCUCUCUGGGGCAGCAGUUGCUUCGCUAAGCCCGCCCCAUUCAACGUAUCAAUGGAGGGUAGUGGGGAUGAACCCGAAAUCAUCUUUCCCAUUGCUCGUACCACCCAUCUCCCUCCAUCCCCCUCGCCUCCUCCCAACAUAACAGCCACUUUCAUCCGCAUCAAAGACUUCCUUUUCAACCAGGUGGUGGACUUCCUGAAGGAGAACUUGCUUCUCAUCAUUGUCGUGACCUCUCUGUUGGUAGUCAUCAUCUUUAUCGUCUGCUGCGCUUCAGCAAUGAGCCACAAACGCAAGCUUGAGGCAUACUAUCCUCCAAAGACCUACGCACCCAGGAAAUACAUGAGCCAACCUAGUAAAGCUGUGGAGAAACCACAAAACCAGAUUCAGGAAGGUAAGACCACGGCUGCAAAGACCCUACGGGAACCCACUAAAGCACUGGUGGGGGAGAAGGAAGGAAAAGACCCCCGUCCCAAGCCAAAAGAGGUCCAAAAGUUGGAGGAUGUUGAAGAGGUGGAGAUGCAGAAAGAUGAGCCCAAGAAGAAAGAGGAGCCUCAGCCUUCCACCUCAAACGUCACCUCCAGUCAGCCUCUGGUCUGUACGUGCCACCUCAGAAAGGCCAAUCACACCACAGCGUGAGAGCUUUUUCUGUAACCGGCAGGAAUGACCUUGAUACCAAACUUUUUCUACUGGUAGAUAUACAUCUUUUGGUAGAAAUGAUGCCAAUCCUCUUACUCUUUGUGUUAUUAUUGCUUUGCAACCUGUGUAUGUGCCACCAGAGGAAGAGUAGAAAUGGUGUUUCUUUACAAAUAAGAUUGCUAAAUAAGAAGCGAGUUGAAAUUUUUAUUAAUGUGGAAAAUAAACAACACUUGAAACUAUUUUGUGAAUCACUUUCUACUUGUGAGAGACUUAAGAAACCCUCUUUUGAAACAUGUUCUGACCACUUUCCUUUCAGUUAUAUUUUACAUAUGUUUAUAUGCAUAGUAACCCGUAAUUUAUGCUGUAUUUUCCAAAGCUGUAAUCAGAUGUUAAACACAAGGACUGUUAUUUUAUCUAAACUUCCUGACUUUCCUCAGUAUUUGAUUUAAUUAGCUAACAUUUUGUUAGGUAUGUUUAGUUGUGAAAAAUAAA